Erigeron canadensis is the source of this 2309-nucleotide messenger RNA. RefSeq names its product UDP-sugar pyrophosphorylase-like. NCBI's taxonomy places the organism in Eukaryota, Viridiplantae, Streptophyta, Magnoliopsida, Asterales, Asteraceae. The transcript is spliced from 17 exons. The record is from RefSeq and is a predicted model, not a curated record. Gene Ontology annotation, biological process: UDP-N-acetylglucosamine biosynthetic process. Gene Ontology annotation, molecular function: UDP-N-acetylglucosamine diphosphorylase activity. The coding region runs from base 141 to 2024 and encodes 627 amino acids.
AGCUUCUUCUUCUUCAGUUCUUCCCCUCUUCCUUUUCAUCUUAUUAUUUCACACCUUACGAUCUCAUCCGAAUACAAGCUGCUUUUAUAUUAACCAACAAGCUAGUGAUUGGCAGUAGAUCUAUAUCAGGUUCUCAUCCUAUGGCUUCUGCAGCGGUUAAUUCCGCCAUUGAGAAACUUGCCAAUGUACAGCUCAAUGAGCUCUCUACAUCUUCAUCUCCCAAUCUACAGAAAAACCUAUCAAUUCUAUCUCCUGAACAGAUAGAUCUCGGAAAAAUGUUACUGGAGAUGGGGCAGGGUCAUUUGUUUGAACAUUGGCCUGAUCCGGGCGUUGAAGAUGAUGAAAAAAAAGCUUUGCUUACUCAGGUGGCUUCACUUAAUUCAAGCUAUCCUGGUGGUUUGGCAUCAUAUAUUAAGACUGCAAAAGAACUCUUAGCCGAUUCCAAGGCCGGGAGAAAUCCAUUUGAUGGUUUCACGCCUUCUGUGCCAUCAGGUGAAGUGCUAACUUGUGGUGAUGACAAGUUCAUAGAGUAUGAGGAGGUUGGGGUGAAGCAGGUGCAGAAUGCUGCAUUUGUUCUUGUUGCAGGCGGGCUUGGAGAACGUCUCGGAUACAGAGGAAUAAAGAUAGCGCUUCCCAUGGAAACUACCACUGGAACUUGUUUUUUACAGCACUAUAUUGAGUCUAUAUUAUCCUUAUCUGAAGCAAGUUGCAAGCAGGCUCAAGGUGAAAGCCAAAGAGAUGUACCUCUAGUGAUAAUGACAUCAGAUGAUACACAUGAGCGAACAUUACAACUCUUAGAGUCAAACGCUUAUUUUGGUAUGAAACCUACACAAGUAAAACUUCUGAAACAGGAAAAAGUUGCUUGCUUGGCUGAUAACGAUGCUAGGCUUGCUUUAGAUUCAAACAAUAAAUACAAAAUACAGACAAAACCUCAUGGCCAUGGCGAUGUUAAUGCUCUUCUAUAUUCAAGUGGUCUACUUAAAGAAUGGAAGGAUGCUGGUUUGAGAUGGGUAUUGUUUUUCCAGGAUACAAAUGGUCUUCUUUUUAAGGCUAUUCCUGCUGCACUAGGAGUUAGUGAAACAAAACAAUACCAUGUAAAUUCUCUUGCUGUUCCUCGAAAAGCCAAAGAAGCUAUUGGAGGAAUUACCAAGCUUACUCAUACAGAUGGGAGGGAAAUGGUUAUUAAUGUUGAAUACAAUCAACUUGAUCCUCUCCUUAGAGCGACAGGUCAUCCUGAUGGUGAUGACAAUUGUGAAACUGGUUAUUCUCCAUACCCUGGAAACAUAAACCAAUUAAUUCUUGAACUUGGACCUUACAUUGACGAGCUCACAAAAACUGGUGGUGCUAUCAAGGAGUUUGUUAACCCCAAAUACAAAGACUCCACAAAAACAGAAUUCAAGUCCUCUACCAGACUGGAAUGCAUGAUGCAAGACUAUCCUAAGACGUUGCCUCCAUCAGCUAGGGUUGGAUUCACAGUGACUGAAAAUUGGCUUGCUUAUGCACCUGUAAAGAACAACGCUGACGAUGCUGCAAAGGUACCUAAAGGGAAUCCGUUUCACAGUGCAACUUCUGGAGAAAUGGCAAUAUAUGGAGCAAACAGCAUGAUUCUUCAAAAGGCAGGUGUGAAGGUAGAUGAUCCAAUUACACAAGUCUUUAAUGGUCAAGAGGUGGAAGUGUGGUCCCGUAUUGUGUGGAAACCGACGUGGGCAGUCACGUUUUCUGAUGUUAAAAGUAAAGUCAGUGGAAACAACUCGGUUUCUCAAAAGUCCACAUUGAUUAUCAAUGGCCGCAACAUUUUUAUUGAGGAUCUUUCAUUGAAUGGAGCUCUUAUUGUUGAUUCAAUUGAUGAUGCAGAGGUGAAAGUGGGAGGUUCUGUGCAAAACAAUGGUUGGGCGAUCGAAACCAUUGACAAAGAUUCUACUGAAUUGCCCGAGGAAGUAAGGAUCAGAGGAUUCAGAAUAAAGAAGACGGAGCAGUUGAAACAAUCUUACGAUGAACCUGGAAAAUUCUUCUUGAAAUCUUGAGGUUUGAUUUCUGCACAUACAUAGAGAUGUUUUGUGUGUCCUACAUUGGUUUGCAGCUGCUAAACAUGAAUGCAUAGUCUUAUAGAAUAUUAAAGCCGGUUUGCAAUUCUUCUGGAUGCUGAUUGCCCUAGAGUUAUUAACAUUUGUAACCAUUUGACUUGGGCUUUAAUUUCCAAAAUUUGCAGGAUUACUAGUUUCUGUCCUUUAGGAUUUUGUGUCUGGUUUGAUUUUGUUGACUUAAGAAGUCUACUUGAAUAACAUCCAUGAGAGUACAGUUUUCGUAUC